AUGAAGAUCAUAAAGCUACCGUGGCUUGGUCAUAGAGCGGAGAAUAAAAAGGUGGAAUGCUACUCCAUCAGCAUCAACAACGAUGGAACAAGAUUGGCCAGUGGAGGAUUGGACGGCACAGUUAAGAUGUGGGAUACUUCAACAGUUUUAUCGUUUAGUAGAGGUACCAGUGGUAAUACUUCCAAUGACUUAUAUCGACCAUUAUGUUCUAUGAGUAGACACAAUGGAGUGGUCACUAGCGUAAAGUUUUCUCCUGACGGCAGAUUUCUUGCCAGUGGAUCUGAUGAUAAGAUAGUGUUGAUCUGGGAAAAGGAUGAAGAACAACAAAACAGACCCAGGCAGUUUGGUGAAGCAGAACAAGAUUUGGAGCAUUGGACAGUCAGAAAGAGAUUGGUGGCCCAUGAAAAUGAUAUACAAGAUAUCUGCUGGUCACCUGAUGGGUCCUUAUUGGUUACUGUGGGGUUGGACCGGUCCAUUAUGAUCUGGAAUGGACUGACGUUUGAACGGAUCAAGAGAUAUGACAUUCACCAGUCAAUGGUUAAAGGUGUGGUGUUUGAUCCAGCUAACAAGUACUUUGCCACUGCUUCGGAUGAUAGAACAGUAAGGAUCUUCAGGUACUAUAAGAAGUUGAAUGACUUCAAUAGUUAUGAGUUCCAAAUAGAACACAUAGUCAUUGAUCCCUUCAAGAAGUCACCCUUGACAUCUUAUUUCCGGAGAAUGUCUUGGUCACCUGAUGGUCAACAUAUUGCCGUCCCCAAUGCUACCAAUGGUCCUGUUACGUCUAUAGCUAUUAUCAAUAGAGGUAAUUGGGACACAGAUGUUUCAUUAAUUGGUCAUGAAGCUCCUUGUGAAGUUUGUUCCUUUUCCCCGAGACUAUACGAUACUUGUACUACUGCAAAGAAUAACGAACGUCAACUAAUAACAGUGGUGGCUACUGGUGGUCAGGAUAAUACCCUAGCUAUAUGGAGUACUAGCUCAAGCAAACCAUUAUUGGUGGCAGAGGAUAUUGUUAGUAGCUCCAUAACCGAUAUCUGUUGGUCUCCUAAUGGGUUGGCCAUGUAUCUAAGUUGUUUGGAUGGUUCAAUCACUUGUAUUGUGUUUGAAGCGAAUGAAUUGGGUACCGUUGUUAGUCUGGAAGUAAAUGAUCUUCAAUUACAUCGUUAUGGUACCGAUAGAGAGUCUACGGUGUUUCCUGAAAGUGUUGAUCAACUUAUAUUAGAAGAAAAGGCUGGUCUUAUGGAGAGAAAGAACCAGGAAGACACAGGUACAGCAGUUUCUGUAUCUGUUCCCGUUCCUGUUGCUGUUGCCGCUAGUAGUACUCCUGCUGCACCUGCUACUGCACCCACUGCCGCCCCUGCUCCGGCUCCGGCUGCUACUUUGACUGCUAAACAAGUUCAGAAACUUACCCAAAGUAUGGUCAUCACCAAAUCUGGGAAGAAACGAAUAACUCCUAUAUUGGUAUCUUCAACACAAACACCUUCUUCUUCUUCUUCAGUAUCAUCAACUACCACUUUUUCAAAUAAGAUUACCAAGAAUGGAGUGAAAAAACUCUCUCAACCUUCCUAUUUCCUUCCUAAGUUUGGACUACAAACUGCUGUCCAUGGAUAUAAACUAAAGAAUGAUGGCAACGAACAAAAGAGACCAGAAGAUGAUCAUCAAGAUAACGAUAACGAAGAUAUGGCUAUUGACGAAGCAAAUACCAAUUUAAACCAACAACAGCACAACUAUAUCUCUGAAUCUACUUUGAAGAGACAACGAAGCAAAUUAAAGCGCAUUGCUAUGGAAAUGAAGUAUCCUCAAGUGUUUAAGCAAAUCACCAAUUUACCUGAAGGGUUGUUCAACAAUCUGCAAUUACUCAGCAAUGAAGUGAGUAAGUUAUUGGAAUCUUUCAACAAGGAAAUGGUUGUGGAGGGUAUCAAUCCCUUGAUGUUAGAACUUGAUGAAGAUUUACUCUUUUCAGUGGUAUUAAAUAAAGUUAAUCAUAAAACCAUUGAUUCCCAAGAAUGGAUAACUUCUUCUAUUGAAGUCAGAAAUGGUCAAUCUUGGAGCAGCUUUGAUGAAAAUGAAGAUAUCAUUGAUUCAAAUGAUCGUAUUGAUUUCCAAGACCCUACAGUUGUGAUGGUAUCAAAUUCAAUCGAUAAGAUUAACCGGAAGUUUGUGCUACAUUUCCCCUAUAGAAUCCAACAUGCUUAUCCUGUUGUGGUUGAAGAUAUACUCAAAUAUUAUGUUUUAGUUUCCUUUGGAGGGAGUGUUCAGAUCAUUAAAGCUGAUAGUGGGAACUAUUUGUGUCCCAGUAUUGAGCUUGGUGAUAAUGUGGUUUUAGUCAAGAAUAAUGGACCGUAUUUGAUGUUGGUUAGUGGUAAAGGGCUUGUGUAUUCUUGGAAACUUGAUGAUUGUCAAUAUCGAAUUAAAAAGGUAUGCAAUGGAGUUUCCUUGGCUACAAUUGUUAACUAUUCAAUGGAUAUACCCACCUCUAAGGGCAGCACCUCAUUGAUAUCACCGAAUAUAAAGGGAAUCAGUAUAUGCUCUGAUGGUUCACCUUUGGUAUUACUUGAUUCUAAUUUGAACAUUUAUAAGUUUAACAUUGGGAUGAAAUGUUGGACAAAGGUCAUUGAUUCAUGGUACUAUCUUGGGUCCAGAACCACAACCAUAGCCCCAGAUGGAGUUGUCUUACCACGAAUAGUGAAUAAUCUGAUUCGAGAUCAUAGUGAUCGUAUAACCAAAGGACUAAAGGUUCCGUAUACAUUUACUGAAGAUAAUAAGGAAUUGAAAAUUAGUAUGGAACAGAGAUUACUUGAGCAAAAGGAGUUCUUAUAUUAA
This is a messenger RNA of Lizanozyma spartinae, 2820 nucleotides long. It is a transcript of the gene HIR1, whose product is annotated as Hir1p. Gene Ontology annotation, cellular component: HIR complex; nucleus. NCBI's taxonomy places the organism in Eukaryota, Fungi, Ascomycota, Pichiomycetes, Serinales, Debaryomycetaceae. Gene Ontology annotation, molecular function: nucleosome binding; protein binding. The transcript has 2 exons. The coding region runs from base 1 to 2820 and encodes 939 amino acids. The record is from RefSeq and is a predicted model, not a curated record. Gene Ontology annotation, biological process: DNA-templated transcription; regulation of DNA-templated transcription; chromatin remodeling.